GUGAAAACCAUCAACAGUCCAUCGGUUAACAACGUCUGUCCAUUUUGUUCAUUUCUUAUUCAUGCAUUGACACAGACGCUCAUUACAGCACGAGGUUUGAUAUGGAGAUGUGUUUCAGAAUAUCUCUGAUGUUUCUGCUCAUGACUGCUGAUGUUGAUGGUCAGCAGGUUUGGGGAGUGAAUUACAGCCCUUCAUAUGUUUGUGCAUUAAGAGGAUCAACAGUGAAAAUAACCUGUACUUUAAAAUAUCCAUCUGGCCAUGUGGUGAAUAAAGCCUUCUGGACAAAAGUAGCAUAUACAGGUACACCUUAUGCAGAACCACCUGAGCUGUGUUUGGACCCAGAAAACAGAAGAGGAGUUCAGUGUCACGUUCAAGACACUCACAGCAUCACUUUGACAGAUGUGACAGAAGCUGAUAAACACAUCUACUACUGCAGAUUUACAACAGAUAAAGGUGGUAAAUAUACAGGAGUUCCUGGAGUUCAGCUUGUUGUCACAGACCUGCAGGUGGAGACAAAUCAUCAGAGAGUGAAAGAGGGAGAUUCAGUGACUCUUACAUGUAAAACCACCUGCAGUCUGACUGAAGAAACAACAUUCAUCUGGUACAGAAACACACAGAGAUUCACUAAAGGAAGAAUUAAAUUGAAUCAACUUCACCUGCAGUCAGUCAGUCGUGAUGAUUCAGGAGUUUAUAGAUGUGCUGCUGCUGUAAGAGGAUCUGAACGUCUCUCAUCUCCUGAUUUUUAUUUUAAUGUUGAGUGUAAGUACUCACUGAUUCAUUAA
Messenger RNA from Paramisgurnus dabryanus, 782 nucleotides. RefSeq names its product cell surface glycoprotein MUC18-like. Lineage: Eukaryota; Metazoa; Chordata; Actinopteri; Cypriniformes; Cobitidae. The record is from RefSeq and is a predicted model, not a curated record.